CUUCCACUUCCCGAGCAUCGCUCUGAUUCAUUGUUAAAAUAAAGAGGCCAUGACCCUGGCACUCCCACCCCGGCAGCCCCUGUGCGUGGAAAUCCAGCCAAGGUCUGAUGAUGGAGGAGCCUUGGCCCUGGCUGUCCCAGGGGAGGAGGUGAAAUUCCUCAGCUCUCCACCAAGAUCGGCAACAAAAGCCUGAUCCUUGGAACACACCAGGCCUCACCUAGAGGUUCAGACAUUGGAUUAUAGGAACUGCCCUGGCCUGACUCACCCAAUAUGGAGGAGGUGCCUGGGGAUGCCCCCUGUGAACACUUUGAGGCCAACAUGCUUACCCAGAACCGCCGUCAAAACUGCUUCCACCCUGAGGACGCCCACGGAGCAAGAUACCAGGAGCUCAGGAGCCCUUCAGGUGCUGAGGUGCCCUACUGCGACCUGCCUCGAUGCCCGCCUGCCCCUGAGGACCCACUCAGCGCCUCAACCUCUGGCUGCCGGUCUGUGGUGGACCUGGGCCUCCGGCCAGGGUCCAGGAGGGACCCAUCCCCCUCAGCAGGGCUCCCGGAAGAGGAUCCCACAGCCGCCCCCAGGAGCGGGAGCCAUGAUCUUGAGGCAGUGUCCUAUCUGGAGGGCCUGACCACUUCCCUGUGUGGCAGCUGCAACGAGGACCCCGGCUCUGACCCCGGCUCCAGCCCUGACUCCGCCACCCCUGAUGAUACCAGUAACUCGUCCUCUGUGGAUUGGGACACUGUUGAGAGGCAGGAGGAGGCCCCCAGCUGGGACGAGCUCGCAGUGAUGAUCCCUAGGAGACCUCAGGAGGGGCCAAAAGCUGACAGCUCCCAAAAGGCUCCAUCUCUCCUCACCAGGUCCCCUGUGGGAAGAGACACUGCAGGCCAGAAAAAGGAGGACACUGGCGGUGGGGGCCGGAGCGCAGGACAGCACUGGGCAAAGCUCCGGGGAGAAAGUGGGUUCUUCUCCCUGGAGCGGCACCGGUCAACACUGACCCAGGCUUCCUCCAUGACACCACACAGCGGACCUCGAAGCACCACGCCUCGGGCUUCCCCUGCCCAAAGGGACACUGCUCAGGCUGCGUCUACAUGUGAACCCCCCCGAGCCUCCUCUCCCCACCGAAUCACCCAAAGGGACACCUCCAGGGCCUCAUUUACACAGCGGAACACCCCCAGAGCUUCCUCUCCCUCACGAAGCACCCAACAGGAUAACCCCAGAACGUCAUCCAACCAACAAAAUAAUCCUCAAUAUUCCUCUCCCCAAAGAGCCACCCAACAAGAUAACACUAGAACCUCUUCUACCCAGCAGGACAACCCCCAAACUUCUUUUCCUACUUGUACUCCCCAGUGGGACAACCCCACGACACCCUGUGCCCGACGGGAUGAUCCCAGAGCCUCCUCUCCUGACAGAACCACCCAACGAGACAACCCCAGGACAUCCUAUGCCCAGCGGGACAAUCCCAGAGCCUCCUCUCCCGUCAGAGCUUCCCAACAGGACAACCCCAGAACAUCCUGUGCCCAGCGGGACAAUCCCAGAGCCUUCUCUCCCAAUAGAGCCACAAGAGACAACCCCAGAACUUCUAUUCAACAGAACAUCCCCAGAUCAUCUUCUACCCAACAAGACAACCCUAAAACCUCUUGUACCAAACGGGAUAACCUCAGACCCACUCGUACACAGCGGGACCGCACACAAUCCUUUUCCUUUCAACGAGACAACCCUGGAACCUCCUCAUCUCAAUGCUGCACCCAAAAGGAGAAUCUGAGACCAUCAUCUCCCCACCGCUCCACUCAAUGGAACAAUCCCAGGAAUUCGUCUCCACAUCGUACUAAUAAAGACAUCCCCUGGGCCUCCUUUCCCCUCCGGCCAACUCACAGUGAUGGUCCCCGAACCUCUUCCCCAUCUCGCUCCAAGCAAAAUGAGGUUCCCUGGGCAUCCAUCGCUCUCCGGCCAACCCAAGGUGACAGGCCUCAGACAUCCUCUCCCAGCAGGCCAGCCCAGCAUGACCCACCCCAGUCCUCCUUUGGCCCCACCCAGUACAACUUGCCAUCCCGGGUCACCUCUUCCUCCCCUAACCCAGGCCACCAGAGCACCUCCCGGACUUCCUCACCUGUGUACCCUGCUGCCUAUGGGGUUCCCUUGACCUAUCCUGAGCCCUCCCAGCCUCCAUGUGCUGUGUGCAUUGGGCACCGGGAUGCCCCUCGAGCCUCUUCGCCCCCUCGCUAUUUGCAGCAUGACCCCUUCCCCUUCUUCCCAGAGCCCCAUGCCCCAGAGAGUGAAUCGCCCCACCAUGAGCCUCCCUAUAUACCACCUGCUGUGUGCAUUGGACACCGAGAUGCCCCCCAGGCGUCCUCGCCCCCCCGCCACACCCAAUUUGACCCCUUCCCCUUCCUCCCAGACACAUCAGACACCGAACAUCGGUGUCAGUCCCCCCAACACGAGCCCCUUCAGCUCCCCGCACCUGUAUGUAUUGGGUACCGAGACGCACCCCGGGCCUCCUCCCCACCACGCCAGGCCCCAGAGCCUUCCCUCUUGUUCCAGGACCUCCCCAGGGCCAGCACAGAGAGUCUUGUCCCUUCCAUGGACUCUCUGCACGAGGGCCCCCAAAUCCCCACCCCUGUGUGCAUUGGGCACCGGGAUGCACCCUCCUUCUCAUCCCCACCACGCCAGGCUCCUGAGCCAUCCCUCUUCUUCCAGGACCCCCCUGGAACUAGUAUGGAGAGCCUGGCCCCCUCCACUGACUCUCUGCAUGGCUCCCUAGUGCUGAUCCCCCAAGUGUGCAUCGGGCACCGGGAUGCACCCCGAGCCUCCUCCCCACCCCGCCACCCACCCAGUGAUCUAGCAUUCCUGGCACCCUCACCUUCGCCGGGCAGCUCCAGGGGCUCCCGGGGCUCAGCGCCUCCCGGGGAGACCAGGCACAACUUGGAGCGGGAGGAGUACACUGUGCUGGCUGACCUGCCCCCACCCAGGAGGCUGGCCCAGAGACAGCCAGGGACCCAAGCACAGCACAGCAGCGGGGGCCGCACCCGCAGCCCUGGCCGCGCGGAGGUGGAGCGCCUCUUCGGGCAAGAGCGCAGGAAGUCCGAGGCAGCGGGGGCCUUCCAGGCCCAGGACGAGGGACGGUCACAGCGGCCCAGCCAAGGCCAGAGCCAACUUCUCCGAAGACAGUCCAGCCCUGCCCCCAGCAGGCAGGUGACCAAGCGCCCUGCCAAACAGGCAGAACUGACCUGGCGGAGCCAAGCAGAGCCCCCUCAUUCUCGGAGUCCUGAGAAGAGACCUGAGGGAGAUCGGCAGCUCCAGGGGUCCCCGCCGCCUCCCAGGACAUCAGCCAGGACCCCUGAGAGGGAGCUGCAGACACAGACACCUCUGGAGAGUGGCCAAGCAGGCCCAAGACAGCCUCUGGGGGCAUGGCAGAGUCAGGAGGAACCGCCAGGGUCCCAGGGCCCUCAUAGACACCUGGAGAGGAGCUGGAGCAGCCAGGAGGGAGGCCUGGGGGCAGCCAAAGCCUUGGAGGGAACAUGGGGGGGCCCUCCUGGGGAGUACAGGGAGAGCUGGGGACAGCCAGAGGCCUGGGAGGAGGCGGCCACCCAUGAGCCCCCCAGAGAACUAGGGAAGAGAAGCCCACUCACAAGCCCCCCUGAGAACUGGGGAGACCCCACAGAGUCCUCACAAUCCAGGCGCCCUGGGACACCCACUACUGUGGGCUGGGGGGCAGAGGGAGCAUGUCCAUACUCGCAUGGCCCUGAGAGGCGACCCGAGCUUGACUGGAGGGACCUGCUUGGUCUUCUCCGGGCACCAGGAGAGGGGGCCUGGGCCCGUCUCCCCAGGCUGGACUGGGAGGGCCUCUUGGAGCUCCUGCAGGCCAGGCUGCCCUGCAAGGACCCAGCUGGACACAGGGAUGACCUGGCCAGGGCUUCAGGGCCAGAGAUGGGUCCCCCAGGCACAAAGGAUGUCCCCAAGCAGGAGUCACACAGUCAGCCAGAAGGCUGGGCCGAGGCCACCCCAGUCAACGGACACAGCCCCGCACCGCGGCCCCAGAGCCCGGCCCAGCCGCCCAGCCCUGCCUGCACCUCCACCCAGUGGCCAAAGACCAAAGUGACAAGAGGACCAGCGACCGUAACUCUGGCAGGCCUAGAGCAGACAGGCCCCCUGGGGAGCAGGAGCACUGCAGAGGGCCCCAGUUUGCCAGAGCUGCAGUUCCAACCAGAGGAGCCUGAGGAGUCAGAACCAAGCAGAGGCCAAGACCCCCUGACUGACCAGAAGCAGGCAGACUCGGCAGACAAGAGGCCAGCAGAGGGCAAGGCUGGGAGCCCGCUCAAGGGCCGACUGGUGACCUCAUGGCGGAUGCCCGGGGACCGGCCCACGCUGUUCAAUCCGUUCCUGCUGUCUCUGGGGGUCCUCAGGUGGCGA
This is a messenger RNA of Chlorocebus sabaeus (green monkey), 4404 nucleotides long. The record is from RefSeq and is a predicted model, not a curated record. Lineage: Eukaryota; Metazoa; Chordata; Mammalia; Primates; Cercopithecidae.